This is a messenger RNA of Mercenaria mercenaria, 1317 nucleotides long. RefSeq lists its product as uncharacterized. The record is from RefSeq and is a predicted model, not a curated record. Bases 352 to 1227 code for a protein of 291 amino acids. The transcript has 7 exons. Lineage: Eukaryota; Metazoa; Mollusca; Bivalvia; Venerida; Veneridae.
GUUGUUUUUUUUCAAAUGUUAAUUUUACAUUUGUUUGUUUUGUAAUAUGAGGGAAUUUUUAAAACAUGCUGAAAUUCUUACAAAACCUGUUUUAUGAUUGCCUCCUAUGCUCAGUGUAAAAUGCUAAAAAAAAAUUAUUGGCUAGAUAUUGACACGGAAUAAGGAAGUGAGGGUCUUACUAGAAGUGUAUAAAUGUUAAACCUCAAGGAAGUGUGUUGAUAUAAGAAAAAUAUUUUAUAUAAUUAUAGAUCACGGAAAUGUACUUUGGUUGUAUUAAAUGAUAUAUAAAAUAACGCGUUAGGCCCUACAUAAGUUUUCGGUUUUUGCAGUGGAUAGAAAAGAAAGCAGAAAAUGAAGCUCCCAGUGUUUAUCCUGUUGGUUAUGGUUUCAUGCUGCCUUGGUCACAAAGGGAGGAGUCGAGACAGAUACCGCUAUAGCAAGAACUACAGGUUUAGAAGACCGACAAUUUUCCCCAAUCCUUUUACAAGUACAAUGAUGCCGCCGACGACGACGAUGGAGCCACCACCAAUCAAGCCGAUCAGUUUCAAAGACACUGUUGAUUCCGCAAGAAUCGGUGUCAGAGUACCACCAAAGGAGUGUGUCAUAUCCUUUGAAGAUUUCGUACAGCAUGUUGUGAAUAUGGACUAUAUCUCGCCGUACGAUAUCGACAACGACAUGGUUCUCAACCCAGAAGUCACUCAUAAGUGGUCGCCUCGGUGGGAGUAUGUAAACGAAACAACUGUUCGAAGACUAGGAAGUUAUUGGGAUAAUCUGACGGGCAAAUGUACAUUCGCUGACGGACUGUUCAGUCGAGCUGAUGAAACAAAAGCAAUAUUUGGCGCAACCAGUGGCAGAUUUGCCAAUACUGGCAGAAGGGACUAUAUUCUAAGCUUCUCACCAUCAGAAUACAUUAUACAAUACGUUUGCUACGAUGGGAACAAGAUCAAUGAGUUCAGGUGUCCUAAUUCUGAGAUUCUACUUCUGUUCAAGGAGCAAAGAACAAACCCUCCAGACAGUGAUACAGGUAUAAUAUCUGGAGACAUUUGUCUGAACGAUAUACCGUGGCAGCUGGUUGAAUAUACCUGGAAAAAUUGUUUGGGGCAGCAGUUUGUAGACGAUACAGAACCACAAAUCAUGUGGCUUUGGGACAACGCAGGUGGCCCAACUGUUGAUUGUGCAAAGCCAGGAACUGAAGCCUUUCGGAGGGAGAUUGAAAAUGGAAAAUAGAUGUUCACGGAACAUUAGCCAGCACAGCAACUGUCAUUCCCGUCUUAGAUUUAAAUGUAUGACAUACAAGGAAAUAAAUGAUAGAUGAUA